Sorghum bicolor (sorghum) is the source of this 5795-nucleotide messenger RNA. Its product is annotated as G-type lectin S-receptor-like serine/threonine-protein kinase At5g35370. Gene Ontology annotation, molecular function: ATP binding; protein serine/threonine kinase activity. The transcript has a single exon. The record is from RefSeq and is a predicted model, not a curated record. The coding region runs from base 2644 to 5421 and encodes 925 amino acids. Gene Ontology annotation, biological process: protein phosphorylation. Lineage: Eukaryota; Viridiplantae; Streptophyta; Magnoliopsida; Poales; Poaceae.
GUGCCGUAAGAUUCGAUGUGAUGGGAAAUCUUAAAAAAAAAUAGUUUUUGGGUGAACUAAAUAAGAUCUACAUGUAUGUAUAAAGGGCCUCCGAUUUUUGUUUCACCCGGGCCUCCAAAUACUCACACUGCUCGUAUCCGUAUCCGUGAAGUCUAAAUUGGUCACUCGUAUCCGUAUCUGUGAAGUCUAAAUUUUAUCUGUUCGGUUACCCGUAUUCACACGCGGGUAGGAAAAUGCUUCCAUACCCGCAUCUGUGAGUAACUUCUACCUGACGGGUAAUUCACAUCCAAUAGUAUGCUCGAGAAUUAUAUAUAAAUAUUAGACAUUCACAUACAAAAAUAAAUCAUUCUAAGCUAAAAUAUCAGACAUUCACACACACACACACACACAAGUUACAAACUAAUAUUCAUAUAAUAACAUCAAAUUCACAUAUAUACUAGGAGAGCUUAGUUGGAUUUAGACUAAAUUCAUGGGCUAUAUAGGCUAAAAUGAUAAGUGUGGCUAGUUAUUUUGAUGGAUAUUUUUACCCGCGGCUAGGCAGUAUGGGUAAUAUAUACCCACAUCUGUACCCACCAUACCCGAUGGGUAUAAGAUUUUAUCCAAUAACGUACUCACAGGUAAAAAAUUCAUCCUAUACUCACCUUUUUAUCGGGUAAAACCCGUCGGGUACUCGGAUUUCUGGUACCGGUUGCCAUCUUGAGACAUGGGAGUGAGACAAACUAAGGUCUUGUUUGGCACAAUUUAGCUUUAUUGGUAAAGUUUUUUUUAGAAAAUAACUUUGUAAGCAACUUUCUAGGUAAACCUGAGUUUUUUUUUAAAAAAAAGUUAUUUGGUAAAACAGUUUCAUGUAUGGAUGAAAGAAAUAGGGGAGGGAGCUAGGAUAAACUAUUUUAUUCAGCUUCGUCCCAACUCAUAUCUUUGUGAGAGAAGAAGAAAAAUAUCUUUACCUAUGAAACUAUUUUGAAAAAAAUAUUUAGUAAAAAAAAAUCUCACAAUAGCUCAUGAAGGUACGGUGAACUAUGUCAAACAGGUCCUAAUAGGUGAGAGGGGGAGACGGGUACCAUGUGUUGCUUCUAAUUUAAUAUUAUUAAAUAUAGAUGCACUAUAAAAAUAGACUACUAAUACUUUUAUUGUUCUAAAUUAUAAGUCAUUUUAACUAUUUUAACUUUUUUAAGAGUUAAAACAUCUUAAAUUUGAUAUUUUCUUUAAGAACCGAGACAACUACUUUGAUAAAGACAACAGCUAAUGUCUAGCUCUAUUUGCUUCCGGCCGCGUACUUGGUUUGCUCAAAGGGCAACGUGGACUUGUUUUGUUCGCUGAGCUUGCAGUGCAGCGAGACCUAGAACCCCACAACAUUGGCAUAAGCAAAACAUGUCCUAUCUAAGGCCAUGUUUAGGUCCCCACCUAAAAAACAUUUCACCUAUGUCAUUGAAUCUUUGAACAGCGUACAUAGAGCAUUAAAUAUAGUGAAAAAACUAAUUGUACAAUUUAGUUGUAAAUCACAAGAUGAAUCAUUUAAGCCCAAUUAGUCAAUGAUUAACCAUAAUUACAUGUGCUAAUAACGGAUUAAUUAGGCUUAAUAAAUUCAUUCCGUAGUUUCUAUGUAAUUUGUUUUUCCUAUUAGUAUCAAAAAUCUCUCCCGACAUCCUUCCAACACAUCUAGGUUUAAAAGAUUCAUCUCAUAAUUUACAACAAAACUAUGUAUUUAGUUUUGUUAUCUACAUUUAAUGUUCCGUACAUGUGUCCAAAGAUUCGAUAAGAUGGAUAAAAAAGUUUUUGGAUGGGAACUAAACAGGACCUAAGUCCAAAAGAAAAAGUUUGUGAAAUGAAACAACUAUUUUAAUAGUUCAAGGAUGAAACCCAGUGCAAAAAUGCUGCAUGCAAAAAUGAAACAACUAUUCUAAUGAUCAAACUUUUAUUCUUAUAAAUUAUAUAAGAGAAAUUAGGUCAAAAUAUGUUUUUAGAAAGCAAAGGAAGUCAAACGGCACAUUAUUUUAGGGAUAGAGGGAGUAGUAGUAUAAUGAAAAAAACUAGAUUCAGUUAUAAUUGUUAGAGGGAUAAAAAUGCUCCUGUUUGUUUCACUAAAAUUUAGCUGAUGCUUAUGCUAAAAUACUAUAAAAUAAAAUAUUGUUUAUUCGCUAAAAAAUAUGAUUUAAGUAGUGUGGUAGAAUAGGACCUCUCUUGGGCCCUUUUAGUUGUAGAAAACUUUAUAAAAUGACUAUCAUAAUACUUUGUUUGUAUUUGAUAAUUAUUAUCUAAUUGUGAACUAAUUAAGCUCAAUUACAGAUAAACUAUAUAAUUAGUUAUUUAUAUUUAUAUUUAAUGGGACAAAAAAAUUUAAAAAAAUUGUAAGAUUUUUGGAAACUAAACAGCCCCUUGUUCGCAGUCUGGACUUUGGAGUUGACUAUAGAAUCAAUAAAUGUGGCCACUCAGAAAAAAACCCCCUUGCUGAGGCAGGAUAGGGAGGCAGGCCAGCAAAGUCAACGCUCUCCGCCCGCUCGCGCCAGCUUUCCCUUUCCUUCCGCUCAUCGCCUUCCUCCCCAUCGUCAACCGCAGCAACCACCCCGGCCAGGGGCCAGCAGCCAAGAAAGCUUCCAGUUUUUCAGGCAGCAGCUCCAUCCAUCGCCUCCGGACUCCGGUCCCAUGCGCAAACGCGCGCCCCUCCCAUGUCCAUGGCGCCGCCUCUCCCGUCUGAUCCUCCUCCUCUCGGUCUCGCUGUCGGCGGCCAUCGCCGCCGCCGAUGCCCGCUCCGUGCCCGUCGAGUACCUCUACCCGACCUUCAACCUCACCUACAUCCACUCCAUCGACACUAACGGCGUCUUCCUGCACUCCCCAAGCGCCAACUUCUCCGCCGCCAUCUACAACGCCGCCGGCGCCGGAGGUGGCCUGUCGUCCUCCGACGACUCCCAGUCCCGCUUCUUCUUCUCCGUCCUGCACACCGCCUCACGGACGCCCGUCUGGACCGCCACCACCACCGGGUCAACCAUGUUCAACUCCAUCGUCCUCUCCCUCGCUCCUACCGGGAUCGCUCUCUACGACCCCUCCGCCGCCAAGCCCGACGACCCGGUCUGGUCCACGCCGCGCCUCCGCGAACCCGUCGCCGCGCUGCGCCUCCUCGACACCGGGGAGCUCGCGCUCAUCGACAGCCGAAACACCACGCUCUGGUCCGCCUUCGACCGCCCCACCGACACGCUGCUGCCGGGACAGCCGCUCCUCCUCGGGAGCGGGAGCCCGCUCACGUCCUCCGCGUCCGACCGCGACCUCUCCCCCGGCGCCUACCGCCUUGUCCUCACAUCCAACGACGCGCUCCUCCAGUGGGCCACCAACGCCUCCUCCUCCGCCGCCGCCUUCCUCACCUACUGGUCCAUGUCCUCCGACCCCGCCGCCUUGCAAGACUCCAACCAAGCCGUCGCUUCCAUGGCCGUCAACUCCUCCGGCCUCUACCUCUUCGCCGCCAACGGCAGGGACACCGUCUACAGGCUCCUCUUCCCUUCGCCGCCGGCGUCAAAGUCCGAGUCGCGCAUCCUCAAGCUCUAUCCUUCCGGCCGCCUGCGCGCGGUCGCCCUCACUGCCGCCGCCACCGUCCCCACCGUCUGGGCCGCGCCGGCCAACGACUGCGACCUUCCGCUGCCGUGCCCGUCCCUCAGCCUCUGCACACCGGACGCCAACGGGUCCACCUGCACCUGCCCGGACGCCUUCAGCACCUACUCCAACGGCGGCUGCGAGCCGGCCGACGGCUCCGCGCUGCCAGCCAUCGCCGACACCUGCGCCAAACAAGAGGCAACGACGACGCGCUACAGCUACGUCAGCCUCGGCGCCGGGAUCGGCUACCUGCCCACCAAGUUCGCGGUAGCCGAUACCUCCGGAGACGAGCUCCCGGCGUGCCGCGACCUCUGCUCCGCCAACUGCUCCUGCCUCGGCUUCUUCUACAAGAACACCUCCAGGUCCUGCUUCCUCCUGCGCAACCAGAUCGGCUCCGUCUUCCGCGCCGGCGCCGACGUCGCCGUCGGCUUUAUCAAGACGCUCCCGUCACAGCAGCAGCAGCGCGGCAAUAAAGGCUCCUCGUCGUCCUUGAGCAUGAUAACCAUCGUGUUCGGCAUCGUGUUCCCCACCGUGGUGGUCGUGCUCAUCUCCUUGCUGCUCUACGCCAUGCUCAGGAGGCGCCGGCCGCAGCAAGUCAAGAAGAAGAGCAGCAGCAGCUGGUUCAAGCUGCCGGCGAUCCUCUCGUCGUCGCGAGCGGCGUCCUCCGCCCCUUCCGACAGCGAGGGCCUGGACGAGGACGUGCUCAUCCCCGGCCUGCCGACCCGGUUCACGUACGCCGACCUGGACGCCGCGACGGACGGCUUCAGGUGGCAGAUCGGCUCCGGCGGGUUCGGAUCCGUGUUCCGUGGCGAGCUCCCCGACCGGAGCACCGUGGCUGUGAAGCGGAUGAACGGGCUGAGCACGCAGGGCCGGCGCGAGUUCCUGACGGAGAUCGCCGUGAUCGGCAACGUCCACCACGUGAACCUGGUGAAGCUCCGCGGGUUCUGCGCCGAGGGCGCGGGGCGGCAGCUGCUGGUGUACGAGUACAUGAACCGGGGCUCCCUGGACAAGACCCUCUUCCGCACCGGCGCCGGCGCCGGCACGGUGGAGCUGUUGGAGUGGGCGGCCCGGCUGCGCGUGUGCGUGGGCGCGGCGCGCGGGCUGGCGUACCUCCACGCCGGGUGCGAUCGCAAGAUCCUGCACUGCGACGUGAAGCCGGAGAACAUCCUCCUGGACGACCACGGCGGCGUGAAGAUCGCCGACUUUGGGCUGGCGAAGCUGAUGAGCCCGGAGCAGUCGGGGCUGUUCACGACGAUGCGCGGCACGCGCGGGUACCUGGCGCCGGAGUGGCUCAUGAACGCGCCCAUCACCGACAAGGCCGACGUGUACAGCUUCGGCAUGGUGCUGCUGGAGAUCGUGCGCGGGAGGAAGAACUCCAAGAAGCAGGGGGAGGAGGAGCAUCACGGGUCCAGCGCGUCGUCGUCGUCGGACCGGGACGACACCAGCGGCGGCGGCGGCUACUUCCCGGCGCUGGCGCUGGAGCUGCACGAGCAGGGGCGGUACGACGAUCUGGUGGACCCGACGCUGGAGGGGCGCGCGGACGUGGCGCAGGUGGAGCGUGUGGUCCGGGUGGCGCUCUGCUGCCUCCACGAGGACGCGGCGCUGCGGCCCAGCAUGACGGUGGUGUCCGCCAUGCUCGACGGCAGCAUGGAGCCUGGCGAGCCCCGGCCGGAGCUCCUCCGCUACCUCAGGGUGUACGGCCGCGGGCUGGUGGACCUACGGCCCGCCGCGGCCGGGUGGAUGGACCAAGGGAAGCCCAACGACGCCGGCGGCCGCGUCAGCAGCAGCUGGUCGCCGCCGUCGUGCGUGUCGGCGCAGCAGCUCUCGGGCCCCAGAUGACGGGACUGUCACGGUCUGUCCCAUACCAACAAAUCAAAUCGUCGAUCAGUGGCGUAGCUUUUUUUUUUUUCUUUUUGGGGGAGCCAAGAUGACGACUUGAGCAGCUCUUGCUCUUCCUUCCAUUCCCUCCGUUGGGAAUCUCUAACUUAUUUUCAAAAAUCUAUUGCGAUUAAAUUGAGUUUGCCACGACAUACACUUGUGCAGCCAAACAUUUAUGAAAACAAAUCAACAUUCUAGAAGUGAUCAGCACUACCGAAGUGAUCAGCAGUUUAAUACGUACAGUAGCUAUCCCGAUCCUGAUUUCGCCACCAGUCCAAUGCUCUUUCCACCAACAAACCCCCCAAAAAAAAAAAUCCAAGAAGGGGGCCGUCCGU